AUGUCUCCCACGGUGAGCGAGGGCGCACAGCCUGAGAACAACACUCGAUCCAUUUUCACUGUUCCUCCUCCAAUUAAACGUCUCUUCGACAAGUUCCCUUUGGCCACCUAUCCUGAAAACGACAUUCCGCAACGUUCUCCGUCCCGACGACAAGAUAAUCAAUUGUUUGUCUUCAUUGAGCCUAAAAAUGCGCGCCAUGGUCGCCCCUCAUUCAAUCCCCAAUGUCUCAAAUGGCAGGCGUACCUGAAAUUCGUUGGCGUUGACUUCGAGAUCACCCCGUCUAACAACCACGCAUCACCCACUGGCGCCCUACCUUUCCUGCUUCCAGCUCUUCCUACCAAUGCUCCGGAUGCAGUUCCUUCACACAAGCUUCAAAAAUGGGCCAUUGAACAAGUUCAUUGCGAGGAGGAGCAGCAAUUGAACCUACGCUUCGAAGUCUACGCCUCUCUCCUAGACCACCGGAUACGCAAUGCAUGGUUAUACAUGCUGUAUCUGGACAGUGAGAACUUCAAUGCCGUAGCCCGCCGGCUUUACGUGAUCCCGUCAAGCACAAAUACACUCGUCCGCUCCGCCCUUGGAUUCCAGCUCCAGAAGGCCGCCCGCGAUGAGCUCCUCAAGUCAUCAUCGUACGUUGAUGUUGCAGAACUGGAAGGCGACGCAGCCAGCGCAUUUCAGGCACUAUCUGCACUGCUCGGCGAGGACGACCACUUCUUCGGCCGGCCAAACCCCGGCCUCUUCGAUGCCAGCGUUUUCGCCUACACACAUCUGAUCCUAGACGAGGGGAUGGGUUGGAAGCGUAAUCGAUUGGCACAGCUGCUCCGAGGGCAUACCAACCUUGUACAACACCGGGAAAGACUUUUGGGCUUUUUCUAG
This is a messenger RNA of Penicillium odoratum, 873 nucleotides long. RefSeq names its product putative mitochondrial outer membrane protein (Sam35). Bases 1 to 873 code for a protein of 290 amino acids. The record is from RefSeq and is a predicted model, not a curated record. NCBI's taxonomy places the organism in Eukaryota, Fungi, Ascomycota, Eurotiomycetes, Eurotiales, Aspergillaceae. Gene Ontology annotation, biological process: mitochondrion organization. Gene Ontology annotation, cellular component: SAM complex. The transcript is spliced from 3 exons.